AUGGGGCUACUCUCCAACGCCUCCAUCUUCGCGCUGAUGGUGCUGCCCAUCAUCCUGCUCGCGAAGGGACACCACGUGGAGUUUCGGCGCCUCAUGGCGCUCGCCGCCAUCAUCUCAUCGUGCAUGAUUGCCGAGUUGACGCUGCUGGCGUCCCUCGAUGGGCCGCUGCUGCUGCUCCAGCACGUAGCCGCGGUGGUGGCGGUGCCCGUCAUUGACUGUGCGCUCAUGGACUUCGUGCUGAAUAACCCCCAGGCGCGCAAAGUCCUGCACGUGCACGACGCCGGUGACGACGCCACCGCGGUGGUGGCGUCGCUGUGGGCCGCGCUCGACGUCGCGCUCUGCCGCUGGUUCCGCUGGUACCGCGUCAUUGGCGGGCCCGCCUUCGACGAGGCGAACCUUUGCUCCGCCGCAGAGGCCUUUGCGUGCCUUGUUGGGCUGCUGCUCGCCGCGCGACGCAUCAACGGCCGUGGUGGGAGAAACGGUAACAAUAAUUAUAAUAACAACAGCAACAACGCCGUCGGCGGCCACAGCAGCAAACGUGCAUGGAUGGCUGUCGCGGCGGUGCGCAUUGUGGCGACGGCCAUCGGCGCGGUUAGCGGCACCCCACUGUUGGGCCACGGCCUUUACAUCGCGGCGCUGGUGGUCCUGCAGUUAUCUUUCCUGCCGACGCUCGACGUGGGGCGGAAGGAGAGCUGA
This is a messenger RNA of Trypanosoma grayi, 696 nucleotides long. RefSeq lists its product as hypothetical. The record is from RefSeq and is a predicted model, not a curated record. The transcript has a single exon. Lineage: Eukaryota; Euglenozoa; Kinetoplastea; Trypanosomatida; Trypanosomatidae. Bases 1 to 696 code for a protein of 231 amino acids.